Messenger RNA from Podarcis muralis (Common wall lizard), 2192 nucleotides. It is a transcript of the gene TXNDC15, whose product is annotated as thioredoxin domain containing 15. The record is from RefSeq and is a predicted model, not a curated record. Gene Ontology annotation, cellular component: cilium. NCBI's taxonomy places the organism in Eukaryota, Metazoa, Chordata, Lepidosauria, Squamata, Lacertidae. Gene Ontology annotation, biological process: cilium assembly.
UUUUCGUGGUGCCCCGGAAACGGAAACGAGUGGAGAGCGGAAGCGGCUGUUCUUGGACUGGACCUUGUUUUCCGGUUGAUCCGCCGGGUCUUUUCCUUGCCCCCCUCUCCCGGCUCCCCCCUCCCUUGCGAGGAUGAUGGUCUUGUCCUCGCGCGGGCGGGGGCGGGGCCUCUGGCUGGCCUGGCUGAUCGCAAGUCUUCUUGCAGUAGCUGAAAUGGAAGAAACCACUGACUCGCCAUCUGAAAAGUUAAGUGAAACUGCUGUACCAUUCGCUGUGAAAAGCAGUUCUGUACCUGCAAGCAGCGAUGGGCCUAAAGAAUCAGUACAAUACAGGACUGCAGAGAUAGCUGAUGCUAUGAUGGGUAGCAGCAUACCUGCAGCUGAGCCUGUAGUUCUGUCAGUUGUUCCAGGUGAGUCCAAGGAGAGACAGGUCUUGGAGCAUGACACCGGCACCUGUGAUGCAGCCGUUGAUGGUGAAUGCAGUACGCAGGGUAUUGUUUCAUUUUUAUCUCAACCUGGGUCUCCUAUACAAGAGCAAGUAAUAGAUUCACCUGUAGUUCUGGAAGCAGUGCAUCCUUCAUCAGGAGAGGACUCUAAUAGCACAGAUGGUAUGAAAACCCCAAAAGUGAAUUGUGAGGAAAGAAACAUUACAGGGAUAACAAACUUCACAUUACAAAUCUUGAAUAUUUCACAAGAUUUAAUGGAGUUCUUAAAUCCAAAUGGCAGUGACUGUACCUUAGUCCUGUUUUAUACUCCUUGGUGCCGUUUCUCUGCCAAUCUGGCUCCUCAUUUUAAUUCUUUGCCCCGAGCAUUCCCAACUCUUCAUUUUUUGGCAUUGGAUGCCUCUCAGCACAGCAGUUUAUCAACCAGGUUUGGAACUGUGGCUGUUCCCAACAUCCUUCUUUUUCAAGGAGCUAAGCCAAUGGCAAGAUUUAACCAUACAGAUCGAACCCUGGAAACACUGAAAUCUUUCAUUUUUAAUCAGACAGGAAUAGAGCCCAAGUCUGAUGUGGUGGUAACUGAGGAAGAUCAGGAUGGUCCCCUGCCUAGCACACUGACUAGAGGCAUAGACUGGCUUCUCUUAUUUUCUUUAUUGUUCCUCAUCAGCUUUAUCAUGUAUGCCACUGUCCGGACAGAGAGCAUCCGGUGGUUAAUACCUGGUCAAGAUCAGGAACAUCAGGAAUGAUAUGUGAACUGAGAACUUUGUUUUUAGAACAAGCUAAACAGCAUUAAAUUAAAUGGUGGAUCAACUCUUUGUGAUUUCUUGUUAGGCAGGACCCUGUAUUGUUAAUCAUACAUCACUCAGCAGAAAUUCCUUGUGAUACAAAUAUGAACAUGCACAGCUGGAAAUUGUUCAUAAAGUUGUUAUGAGGGAAUGACAAAAAUAUCUAUACCUAUCUGAUAUGCUUAAGUUUUAGGAACUGUGUGGUGUCUUUUGGGGGACAUCUGAUGAUCUCUAGUAAUGCAAAUGGAUUGCUGCUUUCUAUUUAAAAAACAAGAAUGUUAUGCAUCUGUGAAAACUGUUGCAGAUGCAGACAGUUCUAAUAGGAAAAGAUCAGGUAUAGGUGUAAGAUGCAGCUUUUAGAAAGUUUCCUGAGCCACCCCAGGUGGUCAUUUUAACUAUGCUAGAUUUGGAGCUGCAACAAUUGACCCCCAUGUUUUCCCUACACGCAUAAAAAAAAUAUAUAAGUAGGGAAUUUGUAUGAAUUGGCUCUCUUGUCAAUUUGAUGCUGUCACACAUGUGGUGCUAUGAUCACAGUAUUUGGAUGACACUUCUGCUGCUAACAUGUCAGAGCUUUUAGUAAGGUUGCACUGACUACUGAUACACGAACUUGACAUUUAUUUAUGGCUGAACUGGGAAUAUAUGUUUCAGCGUUCUAAAGGGUCAGAAAACACGAAUGGGAGGAAUACACAUACAUGAUAAUAAACAUACUUUUUACCCCAUAUUCCAUGUUUUGCAAUGUUAAUGUAAUUUAAGCACUAUUGUGAACUUAGAUAACCUUGAAAGGGUGUAUCUCUACUUGUUCAUGUUACUGUUCUUAUUUUGAUGUGUUAUAUAAAUUAGUAUGACCUUUUAAGGGUAGCCAAUACAAUCCAAUGAAGCUAGCUACAUUCUACAUUCUGUACUACAGCAGCACCAAAGUUCUAUUGCAUUUUAGAGAUUUCUGUAUCAUAAUAAAUCCAUUAACAUC